UUUAAUUGCAGGCGCAGCUGGGGAAGGCUGAGGAGUUCUUCUUCGCGCCUUUUUUUCUUUCCUCCCCCCUCCCCCGCCCGUCGCGCUCCUUCCCCUCAGCCCACCAGGGGCGGCCACCUUAGGAGAAGCGAAAAGUCCCCUCAGGAGUCUUGCCUCUCCCUUGAGUGGGGCGUGUGGGGAGAGAGAGGCAGCACAUUUUGGGGGCAGAGAUGUCAGGGGUCGUGGUAAAUGGAACUCAAGUAUCUUAUAUCGGUCAAGAUUGCAAAGAAAUCCCAGCAUUCCUAGGAAGAAACUAUGGACGCAUUGCAAAAAGACUGGAUCUUAGCUUCAACUUGUUAAGGUCACUGGAAGGACUGGAGACAUUUAGCGGCUUGGAAGAGCUGAUCUUGGACAACAAUCUCCUCCGGAAUGACCUCCGGUUACCCAGGUUACCACACCUCCAUACCCUGAUGCUGAACAAGAACCAAAUAUCAGAACUGGAAAGCCUGCUGGAUCAUCUGGUUGAAGUAGUGCCUUCCUUGGAGUACCUGAGUUUGCUUGGAAAUACAGCAUGUCCAAAUGAACUGGUCUGCAAAGACAAGGAUGAGGGAGACUAUCAGAGGUACAGGUAUUUUGUUUUGCACAAAUUAACCAACUUGAAGUUUCUGGAUUCUCGGAAAGUUGGCAGAAGUGAACGUGAGGAAGCCAUUUUGAGGGGUGCUUUUAUGAAAGUGGUGAAGCCUGUGGAUACAAAGGCAACAACUGAUGCUGCCUCCAUUUCUCCUCAGAUGAGCUAUACGCCUCUGCCAACUGGAUCAAGGGACCUCACCAACCACAGAGGUGUCCUAGGGAAAUGCCGCUAUGUCUACUACGGGAAGCAAUCUGAAGGCAACCGGUUCAUCCGUGACGACCAGCUCUGAGGCGAACUCCGCAUCAGCAAAACCAUCCACGUUAGCCACACACAUCACACACACAUACACACACAAAAGCACAAACUUCAUCCACAUCUUUAAAAGGGGUUAAAAAAAAAAAGCUUGUGUAAACCAAAGUCCUCCAGUACCUUCUGCUGACUUUGCCAGACCUGUCAAAAUCAUCCUUCUGCUUUAGCUUGAGUAGUCACAUAGAGAUUGACAUGAUUGCCUCUAAGCUGGUCCCAUCCACCAGUGUGACAGACAGCUGCAGCGAAGCACCAGGCCUGACAGGAAGAACACCAUGAUGGAUUGCCUGGCCCAAUUGCUGCUUGCAGAAGAGCAAAGGUCACACCUGGGGCCUCACUGAGCAUGCUCAGCUGCUUUUAACAAAACCAGCCCUGUUUUAUCUACAGCUUGCCUGUUGAGUAAGAAAGCUCUGUGUGUGACUGUGCGUGUGUGUGAGAGAGAGAGUGCGCGUGCACACACACACACAUACACAUAAACCACAACAGUUAACCUGGCUGCUGCUUGAAAUUUCAAAGAGCACCCCCUCCUUACCUGCCUUUAUUUUUUCUCAGGAAUUAAGUGUUUAUGGUAGAUGCACAAACAAUGCAGCCAUGCCGUAUGUGGCUUUGUGUUUCUUUAUUGGGGGAAAUAACAAAAGCUGUCAGAAAUGUGAUUUAAUUUCAAAUGCUGGAGGGGUGGUGGAAAUUACUUGAUAACAUGCGGAAGUGUUAAUAUUAAUUACAAGCUCCUUGGGCAGGAGUUGGUUUCAUAGUUGUUGUGUGUGUUUUUUUGCAAAGAGGAGGUUUGGAGGUAAAAGUGCAGGAAUGGAAAGAGCAGGGAAACAGCAACAAAAACUGCUGAUCCGGAUUAAUUUUGGGAAAGGAGAAGGGACAAAAGAGCCAAAGUCCUCUCCCCUAACCUUAACUUGUGGAAAUCAGAACCACAAAAGAUGUAUCUGUAUGUCCUUAAGCAGUAUUGACAGCCCUUUUAUUAACUACUCAUCAGCAUAGAUCCAAAUGGAGCAAACCACACCUCUUGCCUUUUUGUGAACUAAAACUUUUUAACGUGUUUUCUGAAAGGAUUGUUUCAUAUUCUGUUUUUUUGGAUAGAUAUAAAAUCCCCUAAAUAUAAAACCAACUCAUGUUUGUGUAAUGAAAGCUAUUACCAUCUGAGGGACCACAAAGUCUUCUGUGAAAUGGGUUAGCGGUCUCAGGCUGAAAGUAGCCAUUACAGUAGACAUGUGUUUGAAACUGAAAACAGCCAGGUCAGAUCUCUUGCCCCUUUCUCCUGCCUCUGUAACCCCUAGCAGUACAAACCGUGAUCAUGUUUUGGGUUUCCCUUCUCCACCAGUGCUCCUUGCAGGGAAGUAUGACGGACGUUCACAUUGUAUGCUUCGUAUGUCUUGACAUUACUAGUGGAGAGGAGAGGCAGAUAAGGUCUUGGGCUGCUGUUUUCAGUGGCAGCCUUGUAACAUCUGGUUCCGAACCCCAUUCACAUUCUAGGUUGAGGACAUGCUCACAGUGUGGAAAGGCAGAUCACAUGGCCUUAUGAGAAGGGUGGUCUUAUCCACCCAUAUAUUAACUUUUGUAUGUGGAGGGGGGAAGCAGUGUUUGCAAAUACUAAACCAGGUCACUAGCUGAUUACCAUAUUUUCAAUAGCAGUCAUUUAUACCACACAAAGUCAUAGAGCAUCUCACCCAGGAUAGUCAGCAGAUCUUGACUUAUUCCAGAUGUUUGUUGGACUCCAGUUCUCAUAAUCCCUGACAAAUAGUCAGGAGUUCAAAUCCAACCAUUUCCACAGGGCAGCAUUUUGGCUACACCUUAACUAACCAGACCUAUCUAUCUAUAUCUGCAUACAUACAGAAAGUGCCGUUGAGCUCCAUUUCCACGUUCACAUAGCAAUAGGUCAAGAGAAAGACUGAAUCCAGGUUUAACAUUGGGAGCCAAUUUAAGUUUUUAAAAAGUCCUAUAUUUUGGGUGCAAGUGUGUGAGUCCUGCAGUUACAUUCCUGAGUGUAUAUCAGGAUUGUGACCAUUCCGGUAUCAUGUUCUGUCUGCAUUUUAAUACAUACAUAUAUGUAUAUAUGAAAAUGUAGAAGAAUAUCAACGUGAGAAUUCUACACCACGAGUUGACUGCAAAGGAAUUGCUUUACAGUGGGUCAAAAAGAGGAAUCCAUUUUCAGGAACUAUUAAUUGUUUAUUAAACUGAAUCGUGACCCAAAAGGCUUAAAAUUAGAGGCCUGAGGGUAAUUGGUAUGACAUUAACACAUGCAAAAAAAAAAGUUUUUUGGGGAACUUGAACCCAUUUUCCCAAAACAACCGCGAGCUGUACAGAUUUACAUUUGACUGGCUGUUUUGAAUCGUAAGUACAUGUUUUGACCAUGGCAGUGGAGUUCAAAGCAGGGGUGUUUGAAAUCACCUUGUGUCACAUUCAGUCUGGUUGGAUAUCUCUUCUUGUCUACAUCAAGGACUUUUUAACCCUGCCUCAAACAAUAAAAUGCACUUGCAAACUGA
Messenger RNA from Podarcis raffonei (Aeolian wall lizard), 3408 nucleotides. RefSeq names its product leucine rich melanocyte differentiation associated (gene LRMDA). The transcript has 7 exons. NCBI's taxonomy places the organism in Eukaryota, Metazoa, Chordata, Lepidosauria, Squamata, Lacertidae. Gene Ontology annotation, biological process: melanocyte differentiation. Gene Ontology annotation, molecular function: protein binding. The record is from RefSeq and is a predicted model, not a curated record. The coding region runs from base 210 to 899 and encodes 229 amino acids.